This is a messenger RNA of Terrapene triunguis (Three-toed box turtle), 1212 nucleotides long. RefSeq names its product complement factor B-like. The transcript is spliced from 7 exons. Gene Ontology annotation, cellular component: extracellular region. The record is from RefSeq and is a predicted model, not a curated record. NCBI's taxonomy places the organism in Eukaryota, Metazoa, Chordata, Testudines, Emydidae. Gene Ontology annotation, biological process: complement activation. The annotation marks the transcript as partial. Gene Ontology annotation, molecular function: serine-type endopeptidase activity.
CCUGGCCUCGGCCUGACGCUCUGGCUCCCCCCAGGCGCAGCUGCCAGCGAUGCCCCGAGCUGCGACCCCCAGGCGGCGCCGAUCGUGGGGGGCUCGGCCCGGCUGCAGCGCCAGGGGCAGAUGCUGGUGUACCAGUGCCCCGAGGGGCAGUUCCCGUACCCCCGGCCCGUCCGGGAGUGCCGCUCCAACGGCCGCUGGAGCCCCCUGAACCCCCCCGGCGGCCGCCCCCUCGCCAAGGCCGAGUGCAGAGCCAUCCAGUGCCCGGGCCCGCUGGAGUUCGACAACGGGCACUUCCACCCCCGCCAGCCGCGCUACAACAUCAGCCAGACGCUGACCUUCGAGUGCUUCGAGGGGUACACGCUGCGCGGCCCCCACAACCGCACCUGCCUGCCCAACGGGAAGUGGAGCGGGGGGAUGGCCAUCUGCGACGACGGAGAGGGCCAGUGCCCGGACCCCGGCAUCCCCAUCGGGGCGACGAAGGACGGGCAGCACUACCGGGUGGAGGACCGGGUCCGGUACCGGUGCGGCCGGGGGCUUGUCAUGUUCGGGUCCAAAGAACGGACCUGCCAGGAGUCCGGCGCCUGGAGCGGGACCGAACCGGAGUGUCGAGACCCGUCCACCUACGACACCCCCCAGGAAGUGUCCUCCGCGUUCAUCGCCUCCCUCUCGGAGACGGUGGAGGUGGCUGAUCCGAACCGGACCACCUCGGAGAACGUGAAGCGGAGGAUCCGGAUCGAGGCCGGCGGGUCCAUGAACAUUUACCUGGUGAUCGACGCCUCGGACAGCGUGGGGGAGGGGAACUUCUCCCGCGCCCGCGACGUCCUGGUCCAGCUCAUCGAGAAGAUCUCCAGCUACGGGGUCUUUCCCCGCUACGGGGUCCUGACCUUCGCCACUGACCCCAAAAUCGUGGUGAAAACCGUGGAGCCCGAGAGCAGCGACGCCGACUGGGUCAGCACCAAGCUGGGGGAGCUGAAAUACGACAGCCACGCACUGCGCAGCGGCACCAACACCCGGGCCGCGCUCCAGGCCGUGCUCAACAUGAUCAUCCAGCAGGAGCAGGACGAGAUUCGCAAGGGCCACAAAGUGGCGCCGGUCGCCAACUCCACCCGCCACGUGCUGGUCCUCAUGACUGACGGUGAGACCCCCCUGUACCCCCAAACCCAACUCCACCCGCCACGUGCUGGUCCUCAUGACUGACGGUGAGACCCCCCU